This is a messenger RNA of Eutrema salsugineum, 1218 nucleotides long. RefSeq lists its product as uncharacterized. The record is from RefSeq and is a predicted model, not a curated record. Lineage: Eukaryota; Viridiplantae; Streptophyta; Magnoliopsida; Brassicales; Brassicaceae. The transcript has 2 exons. The coding region runs from base 1 to 1218 and encodes 405 amino acids.
AUGGCUUCUUCUUCAUACACUAAUGAUUUAGAUAGAGCCAUCGAUGAAACUGUUGAUCAAUAUUUUGAUCAAGUUUGUGAUCAAACCUUUGAAAAUCUUUCCAUUGCAUAUGGUGUUCAGCAAGAGACAAUAAAUCCACGGAAGAGAAGAGCUUAUAUUGAAAGAAACCGUGAAGAAGGGCACAACCGUUUGUGGAAUGAUUAUUUCGCAGAAAAUUCAACAUAUCCUGCAAAUCUAUUCCGCCGGCGUUUUAGGAUGAACAAGCCAUUGUUCUUGCAUAUUGUUGAGAGGCUUUCCAAUGAAAUUCCCUAUUUUCAGCAGAGGAAUGAUGGUUCCGGAAGGCCUGGUCUCUCUGCGCUUCAGAAGUGUUCAGUAGCAAUCCGUCUCUUGGCAUAUGGCACUGCUUUUGAUACGGUUGAUGAAUACCUUCGUCUCGGUGCAACUACGGCUCGUAAAUGUUUGGAACAUUUUGUAGAAGGUAUAAUUGUUCUCUUUGGGGAUGAGUACCAAAGACGCCCCACCCCUCAGGAUCUUAGACUACUUGCUAUUAGAGAGUCGAGAGGAUUCCUCGGGAUGAUAGGAAGCAUUGAUUGCAUGCACUGGGAGUGGAAGAAUUGUCCCACGGCAUGGAGAGGACAAUUUACCUGUGGUUCUGGCAAGCCCACCAUCGUUUUAGAGUCUGUAGCCUCAUAUGAUCUGUGGAUAUGGCAUGCAUUUUUUGGACCUCCAAGUACUCUAAACGACAUAAAUGUUCUUGAUCGCUCACCUGUUUUUGAUGAUAUCAUACAAGGUCGAGCUCCGCAAGGUCAAAAGUCAAAAUUAUUUGCUACCACUCAAGAGAGCGUCCGAAAAGAUGUCGAGCGUGCUUUUGGAGUAUUGCAAGCUCGAUUUGCCAUUAUUAAAAACCCGGCACUUAGUUGGGAUAAAGCAAAAAUUAGCAAAAUUAUGAGGGCAUGCAUCAUUCUCCACAACAUGAUAGUAGAAGAUGAGCGGGAUGAAUGGGCGGGAUACACACAAUAUAAUGUUGCUGAAUUCCAACAAGGAGACGGAAACGGAAAUGCACAAGUGGAUCAAGAUUAUUCGACAAACCAGCCUACAAAUAUCGCUAAUAUGUUCGAUGCUCGGAACAGAGUUCGGGAUUCAGACAUUCAUAAGCAAUUGAAAAAGGAUUUGGUUGAUCAUAUAUGGCAAAAGUUUGGUCACUUAGUGGGUAAUUAA